Messenger RNA from Mercurialis annua (annual mercury), 2163 nucleotides. Its product is annotated as pentatricopeptide repeat-containing protein At4g02820, mitochondrial. The record is from RefSeq and is a predicted model, not a curated record. Gene Ontology annotation, cellular component: mitochondrion. The coding region runs from base 133 to 1656 and encodes 507 amino acids. Gene Ontology annotation, molecular function: protein binding. NCBI's taxonomy places the organism in Eukaryota, Viridiplantae, Streptophyta, Magnoliopsida, Malpighiales, Euphorbiaceae. The transcript is spliced from 2 exons.
AAUAAUUCUCAAUACGGUUUACCCUAACAGUCACAACUCACAAGCGCUGCCCCGCCCAAGUAUUUACCCUUCUGAGCAAAACCAAUUCUGUUCCGAACAGAAGCUACCAAAAUCCAAAGCCCGAACCUCAAAAUGUUGCGCCGCUCUGUUUUAUCAAACCUUGCCACGGCGGCGGCACGCCGUUUCUCAACCAUAGCUGCAGCGGAGAACGCCGCCGCAAGUGGCGGAGGUGGAGGAGAUACGCUAGGAAGAAGACUGUUCAGCUUAGUGUACAAAAAACGCAGUGCUGUAAUUGCAAUACAUCAGUGGAAAGAAGAGGGGCGUAAGGUGCAAAAAUAUCAGCUUAAUCGAAUCGUUCGAGAGCUUCGAAAAUUAAAGCGUCACAAACACGCACUCGAGGUUUGUGAAUGGAUGAGACAAGAGCAUGAUUUAAAGCUAUUACCAGGUGAUUAUGCUGUGCAUUUAGAUUUAAUCGCUAAAGUUCGCGGUUUAAUUAGUGCAGAGAAAUUUUUUGAGGAUCUGCCUGAUGAAAUGAGAAGCUGGCAAACUUGUUCAGCACUUUUACACUCUUAUAGUAAGUCUCAAGAUAUUGAUAAAGCCGAAGCUUUAAUGGAUAAAAUGCGCGAAUGUAGUUUCUUAAAGAACGCGUUGCCUUAUAAUCAUAUGAUCACUCUUUAUAUUUCUAAUGGAGAUUUUGAUAAGGUUAAAGUGGUAAUUAAGGAGUUAAUGAAAAAUACGAAGCCGGAUAUUGUAACUUUUAACUUGUGGUUGCGUGCUUGUGCUUCGCUGAAUGAUGUGGAGGCUGCGAAGAAAGUGUUUUUGGAGUUGAAGAAGUCGGAAGUAGAGCCGGAUUGGAUAACUUUUAGUACGUUAUGUAAUUUAUAUGUGAAAAACAAACUGCUUGAUGAUGCAGGUUCUGCUUUAAAAGAAAUGGAGAAACGGGCUUGGAGGAAAAAUCGACUUGCUUAUUCUUCGCUGAUUAGUUUGUAUACGAAUAUGGGGGAUAAGGAUGGGGUGAAUAGAAUUUGGAGUAAGAUGAAGUCUUUGUUUCGUAAAAUGAGUGAUGCGGAAUAUACUUGUAUGCUGGCUUCACUUGUGAAACUUGAAGAGAUUGAGAAGGCUGAGAGUCUUUAUACUGAGUGGGAGUCGGUUUCUGGAACUGGCGAUCCUCAGGUUGCUAAUAUACUGCUUGCAGCUUAUAUUAACCGAGACCAGAUAGAAGAAGCUGUAAAAUUUCACAAUCGCAUGGUGGAAAAAGGUGUCCGUACGUGUUAUACUACUUGGGAGCUUCUUACGUGGGGAAAUUUGAAAACAAAGCAGAGCGAAAAAGUGUUAGAUUACUUUAAAAAGGCGAUUAGUUGUGUUAAAACAUGGAAUCCGGAUAAAAAGUUGGUUAGAGAAGUGUUUAAGAUUUUGGAAGAGGAAGGGAAUGCAGAAGGAGCAGAAGAAUUUCUGGACGUGCUUAGGAAUGGCGGCUAUGUGAGUACGGAAGUUUAUAAUUCGGUUGUAAGGACAUAUGCGAAAGCAGGUAAAAUGCCCUUGAUUGUUGCGGAACGAAUGGAGAAAGAUAAUGUAGAGCUAGAUGAAGAAACACAUAGGCUAAUUAAAACAACGAGCAACAUGUGUGUGAGUGAAGUCUCUAAGUUUGUGGCUUGACCAAGCUGAAAAAGUUUACUGUCGGUGGAUUGGAAUACGAGGAAUUGGAGAUUGAGUUCCGACAUUACUUUUAUUCAGUUGGCUAUUUCCGGUAUGAGUAGAAAGUGAUGAAUGAAGUUAAUAUAAGACUUCAAUUGAAGAGUUUUGUUGAAUUCCAUGCUCAUUUGUGUGCCUGUCUUUCUGCGCAAAAUAAGAUAAAACUUCAAUUGGAGAUACAGUUCUGACUUUACACUUAUUCAGUUGGCUAUUCUGAAGCUAUUGCUAAUCGAGAGUGACCAAGUUUUUGUUGGUUGAAUUCUGGCAUAGUUGCAGCUCAGAAAGAAUUCUGGCAUGGUAAUUUCAACAUUCAACUAGAUUAUGCGCAGAUUUGAUAAUUUUCGGACUGAAUUCAUAUCAGAUGUCAGCUUGAAAUUUGAUAAAUUUAUGAUUUAGGUAACCAUAUCAACUAAAAUUUGAAGUGUAGUGAUCUUAAAUAACAACAUAAUGAUCAUUCAAUGAUUUUAAGCA